GAAAGUUGUUUAAUGCAUCGUAAUUAUGAAAAUUCGACUGAAGGACCAAUGCGACAUUUAAAAGCUGUAAUGCCACAAAAGGACACUGUGUGAAAAUUAAUAAAAAAAUUGUUAUUUUUAAACUUUUUUCUAUAAAAUUGUACCUUAAGAAGAAAAGUUUGGAUAUUUAGAAGAUAGAAAAAUUGAAAAAUAUGGAAAUGGAAAAAGUGAAGGAAACAGAGAGUGUUACAGAUGGAAAUGAAUCAGAGGGUGAAGAAAGUAGUAGCACAGAAGAAAAGAAUGAAAACUCUUUGACAGACAUCGAUACUUUAGACAUUAAAUCUCGACUUUGUUUGGAAACAACUGAAACGUAUGGAGAAGCACAUACAAGUGGCAUAUCUAGAGUGAACGGUAUUUGUAAUUCUCCUGAGAGAAUUACCAGUACGGCUAAUUUUCCACAAUCUGAAACUAUGGAAACUAGUCAGUUAAAUGAACACGGUACAGCAGAAACAUUGGAUUCUUUGGAAACUCAAGAUUACAACAUCCAAUACGUUAGUUAUUCAAGCGAACUGCAAAUGCCUGAUAUUAUGAAAUUAAUACAAAAGGAUCUAAGUGAACCAUAUUCUAUUUAUACAUAUAGAUAUUUCAUUUAUAACUGGCCAAAAUUAUGCUUCCUGGCGAUGCAUGGCGUUGAGUGUGUCGGUGCUAUUGUCUGCAAACUGGAUGUCCACAGAAAGGUGAUAAGGCGUGGAUACAUUGCGAUGUUAGCUGUCGAUGUGAAAUAUCGAAAACGGAAGAUCGGAUCAAAUUUAGUAAGGAGAGCGAUAUUGGCUAUGAUGGAAGAUCGUGCGGACGAAGUAGUUUUGGAAACAGAAAUUACCAAUCGACCGGCGCUACGGUUGUACGAGAACCUUGGUUUUGUGCGCGAUAAACGAUUAUUUCGGUAUUAUUUGAACGGUGUGGAUGCUCUUCGGUUGAAACUAUGGCUUAGAUCAAAUUCACUUAUGUAUUCGCGUGAAUAAAGAGAUGAAAUGAAUUCUAACGAGGAAGAGAUAUAACGACGUAAAUGUUCAAUAAUGUCCAGAAACAUACAAUGUUAAGACGCCAAUGAGAUAACCUAUUGUACGCGCACAAAAUUUUUCACUCGAAGCAAGAAAAACAAUGUUGCAAAUUACAUUGCAUAACGGAUGUGAUUGAA
This is a messenger RNA of Habropoda laboriosa, 1177 nucleotides long. Its product is annotated as N-alpha-acetyltransferase 30-like. Gene Ontology annotation, cellular component: NatC complex. Gene Ontology annotation, biological process: N-terminal peptidyl-methionine acetylation. The transcript is spliced from 3 exons. NCBI's taxonomy places the organism in Eukaryota, Metazoa, Arthropoda, Insecta, Hymenoptera, Apidae. Gene Ontology annotation, molecular function: protein-N-terminal amino-acid acetyltransferase activity. The record is from RefSeq and is a predicted model, not a curated record. Bases 192 to 1001 code for a protein of 269 amino acids.